AUGGAACAAGUCAAUAUUGAUCAAAUGAACUCUGAAAAAGCGAAAGGUGAUGGAUCCAAUUUUAAGGUCCAAGUUGAUGACAUUAAUAAUAUUGAUAAGGAAUUUAGUGAUCUACAAAAAUUAAAAAUGAUGAAUGAAGGUGCAGAAAUGCAAAUGAAUCAAGGAGGUAAUGUUGAUUCCCAUGAACAGGAACAAGAAGAAAUAAAUAAUAGAUCUAUAUUUGUUGGAAAUGUUGAUUAUUCAACACAACCAGAAGAACUCCAAUCAUUAUUUUCAGAAUGUGGCCUAAUAAAUAGAGUAACAAUUUUAGUAAAUAAAAAUACAGGCCAUUCAAAAGGUUAUGCAUACAUUGAAUUUGCUGAUGCAUCAUCUGUUAGAACAGCUUUAUCUUUAUCAGAAUCAUUUUUUAAAAAAAGACAAAUCAAGGUAUGCAGCAAGAGAAGAAAUAUACCAGGAUUUAACAGGCCUAAAAUUAGUCCAUUUAGAGGAAGAGGGAUGAAGAGCGCAUUAGGUGUUAGAGGAAGACUUAGACAACCAAGCUUCAGACCAUUUUAUAGAGGAAGAGGAGCUUACAAAAAAAUUGUUACAAAUCCAUACGAAAGAGCAUAA
This is a messenger RNA of Plasmodium adleri (nom. inval.), 609 nucleotides long. RefSeq names its product RNA-binding protein, putative. Bases 1 to 609 code for a protein of 202 amino acids. The transcript is spliced from 6 exons. Gene Ontology annotation, molecular function: RNA binding. NCBI's taxonomy places the organism in Eukaryota, Apicomplexa, Aconoidasida, Haemosporida, Plasmodiidae. The record is from RefSeq and is a predicted model, not a curated record.